This is a messenger RNA of Cottoperca gobio, 5729 nucleotides long. Its product is annotated as iporin. NCBI's taxonomy places the organism in Eukaryota, Metazoa, Chordata, Actinopteri, Perciformes, Bovichtidae. The record is from RefSeq and is a predicted model, not a curated record. Bases 318 to 4070 code for a protein of 1250 amino acids. The transcript has 10 exons. Gene Ontology annotation, cellular component: cytoplasmic vesicle.
UGUCUGUCCGGACCUCUAUGUCUGACCGGUUUCAUAUUACGCUAUAAUAUAAUUAUACAUUCCGGAUAUUGCGGAUAUCAGGUAAUAGAUCUAAAAAAAUCAGCUUUCUAAUGCAUCUUUGACGUCAGAAGUGCAUCGAGCACUCGCGUGAUUUUCUGUAUUUAAAUAAUUGUUUAAAUGCAUAUUUUUGGAUCUAACCACUUAGCCUAUUUAAACACCUGGAAGAAGAAGGACAUCACCUUUGACUGACGACUGUUAUCAAGAUUACAUUUUAGGAACAUGGAGACAGUUUCCAUGGUCCAGCCUGACCCAGCAGCAUGAUCGGAGCACCCAGUCACUCAGGGGACACCCUGAUAGCGUGCCACUUCCCCAUGGUUCAGCUUCCCACUUGGCAACUUCCUGUCCAGGCCCUGUGCAGCUCGGCCAAGAGGCCCGGUCGGCUGUGCUCAGUAGGCCUGACCCGAGCCGUGUCCCUCCCAGAGCGAGACUCGCUAAACCGGGAGCAUGCCUUCGCCGGUGGCCGAAGAUGUUUCUCCAACAGUUACGGUAGUCUCAACGAGGACCGGGCGGAGGAGGAGGGGGCCAGUGACAGCAGCGGGAGGGACGACUCCAACUCGUCACCGGAGGAGACAAGUUCCCAUCUGAAGAAGGAAAGCUCUGGAGCCAGAGACUCACUGCGCUUACACAACUCAUUCCUUCCCAACACAGAGUUGGAUGAGGAUGAGGAAGAUGAAGAUAGUGAUGGAGAUAAUCUACACAGAUAUCACGAGGACUCGUCUUUUGUGUUGCAUGGGAAUUCCAACUGGCCUCUAAGUAAUAGUGCCAGAAAUAAUACAAUGUCCCACGGGCAUACUGACCGUACUGAGAGUGACCAAGAGUGGCUCUCUAACCAGCCUCACCAGCCGCAAUCACUGCCCACUGAAUGCAGAUCUGGCAUCACGGCAAUGGCUUAUAGAGAGCGGGACUCAGACAGACGGAAGGAUAACAUGUGCUGCAGCAUCCACCGACAACACAAAUGUUCCCCAGAGCUGUUCUCCAACAGUCACACAGAGUAUGUCAGCGACUCUUCCUGUAACAGUUCUGAUGGCGUCUUGGUUAACUUCUGCACUAUCUAUAACAGGAGCAACAACCCUGCCACGCCUCAUGACCCCAGCAGUCCUGCAGUUCACCCCUAUCAGUUCUCUGAGGGAUCCGUGUUCCUCAACCUCCAACCCGUUCCUCAGACUCCAGCCAGGGACCUCCAACAUGAUGACAUGGCAGUCAACUCUCCCCCUAAAGAGAAUAUUGACACAACGCCCUGUGCUUCCUGCUGGUCUCCUCAAGGUCUCGACUCUAACUGCAAUCUUUACUCCCUGGAGCCGCCACCUCCGGGUCUCUCCUCAUUGGAGGUUUCAGACCUGGCUGCCUGUCUCCAAAGCCAGGCCACAUUGGCCAUGGGGACCAACCAGAAGUACUACAAGCUUGUGACGUGUGACCUCUCCUCAAAGUCGCCCAGUCCAGCCUGGUCCGGCUGCCCUGAGGGUCAGAGCAGAAGUAGCCCCUUCCCUCCCUCUGAGCACCUCUUUGUUGAUCAUAAAACAGAAGGACAACACAAAGAAGUCAAGAAGGAGGAAGAGGAUCGGCAAAAGGAAAAGAGGUUCUCCACACAGUUUGAUUGCGCUCAGUGUCAGACCUGUGAUUACCAAGUUGCCACCACCUCCGCAGAGAAAUUCCUCUGCAGGAAGAAACCUACAUCGAGCAUCCAAAACUUAUCCCAAACGUCCUGUUCUCUGUGCCCCAUCCAGUAUAGCCCAAAUAGCAUCAAAUGCCAAGGCACAAGCACUGCGUCCACACAGCCAUCUUUGAUUCUGCACCAGGAGCACUGUGAUACGGAUGCUACUGAGAAGGGAGCAUGUUCAUUGGAAAAUGCAGUGGUGCGCUACAGUAAGGCCCAGAGACCAACCUCACUGCCCAUACAGCCCUUUGUUCUGGUCCCUGCAGGCAAACCUCAGACCCAGCACUUGGGCUGUCUUCUGGAGCAGUACAUAAAUCAGAAGAGCACCAAGUCUGGUGGCUCCCAACCAGGCCUCAAGUUCAAGGGCAAAAGCAGCCAAUGUUUUUCUAAUCUUCAGCCAUCACCAAUGGGCAAUCACUGCCCCAUUUUCCUGGAGGCUCCUUCCAGCUCUGACACCUGCUCCACCUGCACGCCAAGUCCAGAGUGCUUCAGCAGCAGACGAGCAUGGAGCCAGUCCAGCAGAAGCCAAGAACGCCCAAGUCCAUGUACAUCAAAAAGCAGCCUGGACCCAACCUACAGCAGCCCACAGCCCAGACUGGCUCAAGAUAAAACAAGCCCAUACUCAGGCAAAACUACCACUUCUUCAAAUCGGAUUUCAGCCCCACAUCAGUCGUACCUUGUUAAAAGUCCCGCCUACCAGGAUCUUAUUAACCUCUCCCCUGAGCAGAGCCAUGCCAACACUGAGCCCAAUAGUCCAAAUCAGUCCCAGACCUCCUACCAUGCAAUAUUCUCUCAUACACCACCCACUUUACUCCUCACCACUGACGCCCAUCACCCAAACCUGCAGGUGUCCCUGUCUCCUCCCACAACUGUACAACCAGAAAAGAAGCUCCCUCAGUACCAGGCUGCACCUGCAGCGGACACCGGCUUUUUUCACAAUAGUUUUACAGCUGCCCUCUCCUCUUUAGCUCCUCUCUCCUCUUUGAGUUCUCUGCUUUCCUUGGCUGCUUCUGGGCUGCAAAUCAAGGACUCUGCUGGGCUCAGUGGGAAGCAGAGUCAGAGUCAGCACAUUGAAUCUCUGAUCCUGAGUGACAGGCCGCCCACAGAGUUCUGCCUGUCACCCGACACAUCGUAUGAGUCCAUGUCUAUCAGCCAUCUUCAGAGGAGAGGUUUGCUGAGGUCUGUGAGCAGGGCGGUGGAUUUGAUCAUGGCUCAUUUUGGCAGCAGCAGAGAACCAGAAGAAAAGAUGCGGCUGGGUAACAGCUCUUGCAGUCCCACAAUUGCGGGUCUGGUCCUCGAACAUUUGUGUCCAGCAAUCCAGAAUAUUUUAGAGGACGGUCUUAGAGAUCACAAGCUGGAUUUCAUUAUCGGGCAGCGGCGCAACCACUCCUGGAGCGUGGUGGAGGUCUCUACUAGGAUCGGUCCAUCCACCAAGGUCCUUCGCAGCCUGGUCUGCAAAAUCAGACAAUAUCCCCAGCUCUCCAGCCACUGCAUGAGACUGAGAGCCUUCAUCAUGGGCCUGAUUAACUUGAGAGCUUUGGAAUUCUGGCUCAGUCACCUUCAGAGUCAAAAAGAUUUGGUGACAACAUACUACCAUUCUUGGGGGUUCCUGUCCAUGUCACUGGGUCAGUGUCAGCCCUUGUUUCAGGAGUUGCUACUUCUGCUGCAGCCGCUCUCUGUGUUGCCCUUUGACCUCAACUUGCUCCUGGAGCCCCGUCUGUUACGUAACAGACAGCUGUGUUCGGAGGAGCAGGGUGUUUCUCUACCUCCACCGUGUUCAGCCUUCCUAGUAACCAGCUGGCCACUACUGCAAGCUGACAAAAAGGUAGACAGCAGCCACAUUCAGCAAACUAAGCUUUUACACCACACAGGUCUGCAUCGCCAAGAGUCUCUCAGUUCUCAGAAUUGCUUUAAGCAGGAUUUCAGAGGAUUGCAGGCUAACAGGAGUCCAUUAGCUCCCAUUCAAGAGUGGUGGCCUAAACAGCUUGACCUUAUGGAUGGUGGGGUUGAAGGGGAGGACUGUAGCCAGAAUUAUGCAGCUACAUGGUCUCAAAUAAGUAUGGACAGCAGGCAUGAAGACAGGAGGGGAGAGAAAGACAAUCGGACCCCAAUUGCCUCCACUUGUGUCCAGGCUAAGAGUCCAUGUCAGGGUGCGCUGCGCUGGGCCAAACUGUUUGGAGCAGCCGAUUCUUCCACCAGAACAGAGACAGUUUCUCAGAGUCACAGUGGAGCACAAACCAGAAGGUACAGACGGCCAUCGCAGUGGCUGCGUUUUGACAGAUCGCAGCUUGGACUGUUGGCUCAAUCCAUCAGGUCAAUGAAGCUAGGAGGAGCUCAGACUAACAAGGACUACUGAAAACUGAAGAGGGUGCAGGACAGAGUCGGGCCUAUAUACUGUAAUAACAAAAAGUCUUAACUGCAUGAUAAUACAUACACAGCGCUGAACUGAUCAAAAAAGCACAUUAAAUACAGAACUAACAGCUUUGGCAAUGGCCCAUAUUCAUCAAGAUUUGCGUUGCACCAGCUAUUCGUAAAUCCAUCCUAGUUUGUGUGCCCUUUUCUAUUUUCAAAAUAAAUCAGGUUGCACCAUUUAAACUAAAGGAUCUUUUUAACUGGUAAAGAGUUAGUCAUGUGUAAUGAAACAUUUGUUUCGCUGUCCAAUUAAAAGCAAUCUAUGGAAACAUGAAGUCGCUGUAGCAUCACAAGCUGUAGCAUAACUGCCAAAAACAACAAUUUUAAGUUCCAAUCUAAUAUCAAAUCUAACUGUCAGUUUAUAGUUGGUAGUACUUUGUUAUAUAUAUUGUAUAUAUUGUCUCUUACUUUUCAAUCUAAACAAACAGGUCAUAUGUCGGCAAGCCAACGUUAGUUUUCUCAGUGAACGCUACAGUUACACCUGGACGUUACUGGGUGUUAAUAUUGCAGUGACACAUUUGUUUUCUAAGAACUAGUUUUUGUGGAGCAACCUGUUUUAAUUUAGUGAUGUGUGAAUCUCAACUUAGUAAACACCUACAAUAUAACUGGUCUUAGUUUGAACUUUCGAACAGAUGGUGUGACUGACUCCUAAUCUUAAAAUGUCUCUCUGUUGUAUAUUUUAUCGUUAUUUCUCAUAUUAGUUGUGAGAUAAAGCUUUAUGAAUACGGUAAGAGGCUGAUUCAUUUCCACAGAGGACCUUGAGCUCUUUUCCAGGAAGUAACUUGAUGAAUUAGGGCCAAUUCCUCCAUUUGCAAUUGCACUCUCUUGAAUAACUAUCUUAUAUAUUUCCUGUAAACGGAUAUCGAUCAAAAAAGUUGAAUAUUGACCUGCUUUAGACUGUUGGACAUUCUUGUGGUGCAAAAUUAUGUAUUUCUCAUAUGUCAUUCUCUCCAUAGCUGUAGCUUUCAUCUAUAGGCAGGAAAAAAAGCAAUACUCUCUUUAUUAGUGCCAAAUAUGCUACACACCAGCCUUGUGGAUAGUCAUUGAUGUUUUACUUCCAGUAACCUGCUUUCUUGAGCAAAUCCCCAGCAUGGAUUUUCUGUAGGUGCAUGAGUUAACAACCAUUUUGUACAAUAGUUGCUUCAGUACUUCCUAGGUCUCUUAACUCCCUGUUAAUGUUUUAAUUGCUGUAGAGUUAGGAGUUUUACAUUUUCUGCCACUGCAAUUCAAAAUGUGUGGAAUUGUUUGCAGUAGUAUGUCUUCCAGUGACGUUUGUUGAGUUGCACAAAUAUAAGCCAUCUUGUGGCUGUUUCAGGUACUUAAAUGUGUGUCAGCUAUAUUUUAACAGAGUGGUGGUAAGACAUGAGAGGAAAGAACAGAAAAUGUGUUCAUACCGUUUUUUUAAAUGUUAUUAUGUGAAGUUUAUGAAAUUAUUUCACCCAGCGUUGUUGUCUCAACCGCUAAAUGUUUCCUCUAAUGCCAGUGACAAUCAAAGUCUGUCAAUAAAGACUUCUUCUUAUGCCAACAGUGAACAGUACCCAUGUUUAUUCAUGUGUUUCAUGUUAAUGUGAUGACUUCCUUAUAAGUUCUUAAAUUUGACUCA